This is a messenger RNA of Aricia agestis (brown argus), 2611 nucleotides long. It is a transcript of the gene inaE, whose product is annotated as diacylglycerol lipase-beta. Gene Ontology annotation, biological process: lipid metabolic process. NCBI's taxonomy places the organism in Eukaryota, Metazoa, Arthropoda, Insecta, Lepidoptera, Lycaenidae. The transcript is spliced from 15 exons. The coding region runs from base 423 to 2468 and encodes 681 amino acids. The record is from RefSeq and is a predicted model, not a curated record.
GUCGCCCAAGUGCACGUGUCGGACGCCAGCUCCGUCGUUUCUCAAUCCGUAAACAAAUGAUUUGACAUAAACUCAUUUAUUUGUAACUGAAAAUUAAAUAUACGAUAACCGACACACGAUACUGAAGUGUGUUAUUGUUUGCUAGUGCUUAAAACUAGUCGGCCGGUGGCAGUGUUUUGUGAAAUUGCAUUUGUGACAGAGUACGUGUAUUUUGGUGUGCCGUGCUAAGUGAAAGGAGCUUACCACGAGUUUGUGCAAUUCUGUGUCUCGUUCAACUGUGUUACUGUGUCUAGAACAUCCAGCUUGUUAUGGAAUCAAGUUUUAAAUGACAUUUUAAUUUUUAAGUGACAGUGAAUCGUUCGAUCAUGCUUUCCGACUAGCAUCGGAGAUUUCUCCCUGAGGUGUUUAAUGAUAACUGCAGAAUGCCAGCGCUCCGACUGCUGGGGCGAAAAUGGCUGGCAGCCUCGGACGACCUCGUGUUCCCGAGUAUAUUCGAGCUACUGUUCCGCUUUGUGUGGUUGAUCCUGAUCGCCCUAGUGGUAGAAGUGCUAUACCCGGUGACAUGGCAGUGCCAGAGCGAGGGCUGGCACGGCGGGGAGUUCGUGCGCCUCUACCUGUGCGGCACGCUCACUCUGCAGGCGUGCCUCAUGCUGCUUCUGGCAGCCCUGGCGCAGCAGUCCGCCAGGGGCACCAUCUCGGAGACGGAAGCGAGGAAACUCGUCGCACCUUUGUUACUACUUAAGGUGUUCCUUGUGCUGCCGGAGGUGGGCCUGAACGUGAUGGGCACCAUGUGGAUGUUCUGCGAGGUCAUACAGUGCACCGUCAUGGACAAGUUCUCCAGUAUUGUUAUACAGAGCAUAGUACUGUUCAACUGGGUGCAGCUAGGCCUGACGGUGUUCGGUCUCUUCAUGGUGUUCGACCCCCUGGGCUCCGUGGACUACGGGGACAUGCAGGACACGCCCAACCAGGUGCGCCACCACCGGAAGGUGACGGGGCUGUGGUCGCGCCGGUUCCGCUGGGCGUUCUGCUGGCUGAAACGCGACGAGCACGGCAAGGAGGCGUUCCAGCAGGUCGCAGCUCUUCUCAGCGCGUUGUUCAGGUCAACGGAUUUAGUGCCAUCGGACGUGGUGGCCGGCUGCGUCCUCCUCAGGGUGAGGCAGAAGCGAGAGACGAGAGAGAUGAGGAGGAUACAGAUGUUGAAUGAUGAGGAACCGAUAUACACCACGGAUUUGAACAAGGUUUUCUCCGAGACGCCCCCGUGGAUGAACUUGGAUGAUGCUCUUCAUUAUCUCAGGCUGUCGAUCGCGGCGUACGGCUGGCCGUAUGUGCUGUACCGACACUGUUUUACCGGCGUCUGCAAGCUGGCCAAGCAUUUAACAUGCUGUUGUUGUCGGCCGAAGAACUCCAUAGUGACAGAUGACAACUGUUGCCUGUGCAAUUUCGCCGGCGUUAAGUACAUGGCCAACCUGUCCUCAGACGAGGUCAUAUUCGCCUCCUUCAACAACAGAGUCUUUGAGCUACCCUUCUGCGUGAUAGCUGACCACGAGCGCGAAGCGAUCGUGGUGGCGGUGCGCGGCUCCAUCUCGCUAAGGGACAUCUUUACUGACUUCUCCGCUGGAUCUGAAAAAUUCGAGGCUGAAGGCGUACCGGAGGACACUGCGGCGCACAAGGGCAUGUCGAUGGGAGCGGCGAAGAUGCUGCGGCGGCUGGUGCCCGUGCUGGACCGUGCCUUCCAGCAGUACCCCACUUAUGAUCUCAUACUUACUGGUCACAGUUUAGGAGCCGGCGUAGCGGUGUUAGUAGCUCUCAAACUGAGACCCAAAUAUCCACAUCUCAAGGUUUUCGCGUUCUCUACACCAGCUGGUCUAAUAAGUCGCGAGGCGGCGCGGUACACGGAGAGCUUCGUGCUGACAGUGGGGGUUGGCGACGACCUGGUGAUGAGGCUGAGCGUCCACAGCAUUGAGAACCUGCGCACCAAGAUCAUACAGACCAUACACGCUACUAAGUUGCCUAAGUACCGGAUAAUGCUGAACGGUUUCGGGUACGCGUUGUUCGGGGUACCCACCCGAGACCUGGAGUCCACCUGGCGCCGGCCGGAGGACCUGGAGGCGCAGCGCUGCGACGACAGCGACGCCCUCCUCACCGUGUCCACCGUGAGUGCUGAGGCUGCGCUGCUGUCGCGGAACGUGUUCGCGCGGCGUUUCUCGUCCGCGCGUCUCUUCACGCCCGGCCGCAUACUCCACAUCAUGCGGCGGAAACGCAUGGGCAUUGAGAAUGAGACUGAGGAAGAAAGGAAAGUGCGAACACAAGAACCAACGUACGAGAUGCGGUGGGCGUGCCCUGAGGACUUCAUGGAGUUGCAGGUGAUGCCGCGCAUGCUGUUAGACCACCUGCCCGAGAACGUGCACCGGACCAUACAGACAGUACUGGAGGAGCGACACGCGUACCGCGUCACGCACCUCGUGUGAAUAGGCGUUAAGGUUUAAAAAGAAAAAGAAGGAUUUGUAAAUAUUGUUCGACGGCGUUUAAAAAGUACACCGCGAAAAAACUAUUAAGCAGCCUCCACACGUUGGCCGUGUUUGCCGAACAGAAGAGGACGGCGCUAUACUAA